This is a messenger RNA of Colletotrichum acutatum, 1332 nucleotides long. RefSeq lists its product as uncharacterized. NCBI's taxonomy places the organism in Eukaryota, Fungi, Ascomycota, Sordariomycetes, Glomerellales, Glomerellaceae. The record is from RefSeq and is a predicted model, not a curated record. The transcript has 2 exons. Bases 275 to 1054 code for a protein of 259 amino acids.
AUCCAAGAAAGCGGUCGAGACACAGAUUGCUCCGUGCAGACGGGAAUAAGAUAGAGUGAUGGGUCGUGAAAGCAACGGGCGAGAUUGGGGCCACGUCCUCAGGCUCCGGCUAUUGUUGGCGAGUUCCGGUAAUUCGUACGACCUUUUUUGAUCAUCAUCAUCAUCAUCACCAUCACCUUGGUCGUCCUGAAUCCUACCCCCUCGGUCUGGAUCCUCAACAUCGCGAAUCCUUCAAGGCGGGACCAGUUACGGAUAGCUGAUACAAGAGGCCAAAAUGGACAAGGUAUCGGAGCAACCCUGGAAGCUGGAAAGGGCGCAAGGUGCUUUAGGGCGGCCGACAGCCGCGCUGGUCUGGGUGUGUGUAACUGUGAAUUAUCAAUCUCGAGACAAGGGCCCUUCCCCUUCCCCCAUGUCGACUUGCAAAUGUAACGUGCGCUUCAUCUGCUUGUUUGGGACGCUCGUUCUCGGCCCCCAACCAGCGAUAGUGACUCUAGGCUCUGGCUCUGGCUCUGUAGGCAGUACCUUAGUCUGUAAGUCACACAACAAAGUACCUGCCCCCUCAUCCUCCGCAUCUUCCUCCAUCUACCUCAACCGUGGAUGCGCGGAUACAACCCUCACCUGCGCUCCUUCGGACGAAGUGACCCAUCCCAUCGUACACCUUGUAUCCGUACUUCGUACCCAUCUAACCCUUCUCCCCUUACCCCGACCUCGACCUCGACCCCUUCUCAAGAAUCACCACACCUCCAAACACAUCGCUGGGUCAUGCCAUGCCAUGCCCAUGCCCAUGAUCCGAACAAUUCCCCAUGUCCCUCUCUCUCUCUUCACUGAGCCUGUAUCGUACGGUAACCUAUAUCAUAACCCCGUCCAUGGAUACCAUCGACGCCCGCAAUACCUACCCUACCCCCAAACCCUUGUCUAUGCCGGCCAGCCGGCUCCAUCGCCAAAACACCCCUUGUCCCUGGAUCUUCGACGCAGCCUGGGCAAGCCGCAAGGUCGAAAGCUCGCAGUGGGUGGGGACCUCGGACUUGGGUUCCACAGGAGAGGGUACGAAUAGGCAUCCAACAAAACGUGCAGCUUUUUCUCUACGGAGUAUCUGUAAUUGCUGCACAGCUCCAACAGGGCUGCAUUUCCCAUCGCUUGAUGCUAUUGCAGGGACACGCCGUUGAGACCGUCGGGUUCAGACAUCGUCAAGCGCACACCUGACCUGACUUCUAACGACUUUUUUACGCGCCAGUAACCACCCCUCCUCUGGCGCAUCGAGAACGUCUAGAACAUGCCAUCACCAUCACCAUCACAAUCUUCGACCUCUGAGUGGCCCGCCGUUGCAUGACA